UAAUUCGCAUCCACAGAGGUCUUUUUUGAUUUCCCAUUCCUUCCAAGUCAUCGAAAGAAUAAAAAUUGCAUUUAUGCAUCAGGGGGGCAAUCGGUUCAGCUCGGCCAGCUCGACUGCUGAAGUAGGUCUUUGUUCUGUGCAUCGCCGGAAGCGUCUGAGGGCCGACUUGAUACCAUGGGAGGAGCAGCCGAACCGACUGCGCUGCAACCCUCGACGGGAAUGCCACUUUAAAGAAUCUGUGGAGUACGCGGUUUGUGAGGUGCACAACCGUCGACGUAAUAUCAAUCAAAUGAGGGAGGUACGUAAGGGGGUGUGGGAGUGCCUACCGGACCAUCUUUGCCGGCAGCACGGCCACACCGGUACCGCAAAUGUUCGGGUGAAUGGGUUGCCGACGGAAACGCCGUUUGGUCAGCCUUUUAGCGGUAGACGUCGUGCCCGCAACGAGCGGUACCCCAGUGACUCGUCCAAUGCCAUAAACUGGGCGCCAUCCGCGGCACCCCUCGCAGCGGCUUCGCAGCAGGUGGAGACGAAUGGGGGUGCUCCCCCAGACGAGGUCGGCGGCCAUCUGUUGGAUUCUACCAAGCGCCUCGCCACGUAUAGGGGGGUUGCGGUGGAGCGCAAGGUUCGGUGCGCGCGACAUGGUAAACUUCUCUAUAUCAACCAAUGCGAGAUGCUGCAGGAUUGUUGUUAUGUUUGUCGCGACAGCAGCUUGUGUCUAUCGACUCCUUUGGACCCACCGAGCGCGCUUAUGGAGAAGUCUCCCAUAGAGGUGUUAUGCAUCAAGCAUCAGUCUCUACGUCUUGCAGAGUUUGUCGACCUAAACACGGAUAAAACUGGGUAUCAAUGUCAACGAGGGCACGCUUGCCGGGUCUCGAAACUUCCUACUCGUGUGAAUCUCAGCCUCAGCAAAGGCAGCAUACCUGCAUCCCACGAAGCUAAUGUUCUGCAUCAGGGAGAGGAGGAGGAUUUUGCUACAGGGCAAGGCUAUCCUAGCGCAUUAGCUGCCAACACUUUUGUGCCGUCAUCAGGAAAGGAGACUGUUUCUUCUUUCUUUAUAUAG
Molecule: messenger RNA, 1060 nt
Organism: Phytomonas sp. Hart1
Lineage: Eukaryota; Euglenozoa; Kinetoplastea; Trypanosomatida; Trypanosomatidae
Source: the annotation of a GenBank genome assembly